GUGAACUGAAAUGAGAAGCACUGGCAGGGAAACAGGAAUUAGUAUACUCCAUUUAAUCCAUUCUUUUAUUCUGUGCAAUUGGAACUUGAUGAGUUCAGGUAAAUUUUCCACUCAUCCACAAGACUCUGCAAGCUUUAAUGAUUUUAUUAUACUCCUCCUCUGAGCUGUUUGACUUUUGAAAGGAGGGACUUUGUAGUAAUUCUACACCUGUUUUGCCCACGCCUUUCCACUUGCAAAACUUACCAAACAAGUGCUGGGCUAAGCAUGAGAACAUCAAAAAUGGUUGGUGACUGUUUUCCAUCAGUAAAAGUGAUUUGAUUGAUUUUGAAGCUCAGCUUUCUUCAUUUUUGCACAGUUCUCUUUGUACUUUUUGGGUAGCUUUACGAACGUAUCUGCUACAAUGGCAAUUGAUGACAAUAAUCUGCACUCUAGGACUAAGUGUAAACUGAAUUCGUACCGGAAUGAUUAUAAAUUGAGACGAAGCAGUCUGCCAUCGGAACUCCUCCCAGGAAAUUGCAUUAAAGGAAGGUAUCAAAGAAACAUUAGGAAUUUAGAACCUAUCCACCCAAGACGCCCUAAGAAAAGACCUUCUCUCUUUCCAGCAUCUCCAGUGGGUAACGGAUACAUCAAGCCACCAGUCCCAUCAGUUUCUGGCACGCAAAGGGAAAAAGGUCCUCCAACCAUGCUGCCCAUCAAUGUUGAUCCGGACAGUAAACCUGGGGAAUAUGUCUUGAAAAGCUUAUUUGUUAACUUUACCACCCAGGCUGAACGCAAGAUCAGCAUUAUCAUGGCAGAACCUCUGGAAAAGCCGCUGAGCAAAUCUCUGCAACGUGGAGAAGAUCCCCAGUUUGAUCAAGUAAUAAGCUCAAUGAGCUCCCUAUCAGAGUAUUGUCUACCCUCCAUCCUGCGCACUUUGUUUGACUGGUAUAAAAGACAAAAUGGCAUAGAAGAUGAAUCUCAUGAGUACAGACCAAGAACAAGCACAAAAUCCAAAAGUGAUGAACAACAACGAGACUAUUUAAUGGAAAGAAGAGAUCUUGCUAUUGAUUUUAUUUUUUCUUUAGUAUUAAUAGAGGUUUUGAAACAGAUUCAACUUCAUCCUGUAAUAGAUGGUUUGGUACAUGAUGUUAUUAAUUUGGCUUUCAAGCACUUUAAAUACAAAGAAGGGUACCUUGGUCCUAACACUGGAAAUAUGCACAUUGUCGCAGAUCUGUAUGCUGAAGUAAUAGGGGUGCUAGCACAAGCAAAAUUUCCAGCUGUGAAGAAAAAAUUUAUGGCAGAAUUAAAAGAGCUACGGCAUAAAGAGCAGAGCCCUUAUGUAGUUCAAAGCAUUAUUAGUCUAAUAAUGGGAAUGAAAUUCUUUCGCAUUAAGAUGUAUCCAGUGGAGGAUUUUGAAGCUUCUCUCCAGUUUAUGCAGGAAUGUGCCCAUUAUUUCCUUGAAGUUAAAGACAAAGAUAUCAAACAUGCAUUAGCGGGGCUCUUUGUUGAAAUUCUUGUCCCAGUAGCUGCUGCUGUUAAAAAUGAAGUGAAUGUCCCCUGUCUGAGGAAUUUUGUUGAAAGUCUCUAUGAUACAACGCUUGAACUCUCAUCACGAAAGAAACACUCACUGGCUUUGUAUCCUCUGGUAACGUGCCUGCUUUGUGUCAGUCAGAAGCAGUUCUUUUUAAACAGAUGGCAUAUUUUCCUCAACAACUGCCUGUCCAAUCUCAAAAACAAGGAUCCCAAAAUGGCUCGUGUUGCACUGGAAUCUCUCUACAGACUACUGUGGGUUUACAUGAUUAGAAUUAAAUGUGAAAGCAAUACAACUACUCAAAGCCGGCUUAUAACAAUCGUCACAACCCUUUUCCCGAAAGGUUCCCGAGGCGUGGUACCACGAGACAUGCCUCUAAACAUCUUUGUGAAAAUUAUACAGUUUAUUGCACAGGAACGUUUGGACUUUGCAAUGAAAGAAAUCAUUUUUGACUUCCUUUGUGUUGGAAAACCUGCAAAAGCAUUUAGUCUCAACCCGGAGAGAAUGAAUAUUGGUCUGAGAGCUUUCUUAGUCAUUGCGGAUAGCUUGCAGCAAAAAGAUGGAGAACCUCCAAUGCCUGUUACUGGAGCUGUGCUGCCUUCUGGGAAUACAUUACGAGUAAAGAAGACAUACUUGAGCAAAACUCUUACAGAGGAGGAAGCUAAACUGAUAGGCAUGUCAUUGUAUUAUUCUCAAGUAAGAAAAGCUGUAGACAACAUACUGCGACAUCUUGAUAAAGAAGUUGGACGGUGCAUGAUGCUCACUAACAUACAAAUGUUGAACAAAGAACCCGAAGAUAUGAUCACAGGUGAAAGAAAACCAAAAAUUGACCUUUUCAGGACUUGUGUUGCUGCUAUACCUCGACUCCUUCCCGAUGGAAUGUCUAAACUAGAACUGAUUGACUUGCUGUCAAGGCUUUCUAUCCAUAUGGAUGAUGAACUUCGCCACAUUGCUCAAAAUUCACUUCAGGGCCUGUUAGUUGAUUUUGUGGAUUGGAGAGAGGAUGUGCUUUUUGGCUUCACAAACUUCCUGCUGCGUGAAGUGAAUGAUGUGCAUCAUAGUCUCUUGGACACGUCCUUAAAAUUAUUGUUACAAUUGCUUACGCAGUGGAAAAUUAUAAUACAUACGCCCGGAAAAGCCAGUGAACAGAUAAAAGGCAGGUCUUCAGAGCUGAUACCAAAUGGAUCCAGUCAUAGGACACAGAAUGAAAGAAGUUCUUAUUCCAAUGUUCUACAUGCUGUUGAAGGUUUUGCACUAGUGUUACUCUGCAGUUUCCAGGUUGCCACACGUAAACUGGCAGUUUUGAUUCUCAGAGAGAUCCGUGCCUUAUUUCAUGCCCUGGGACAAGCAGAGGAUGAUGAUAGGCCUAUGAUUGAUGUCAUGGACCAACUAAGUUCUUCUAUUCUGGAAAGUUUCAUUCAUGUGGCCGUUUCGGAUUCAACAGCAUUACCAUUAACACAUAAUGUGGAUUUGCAGUGGCUGGUAGAAUGGAACGCGGUCCUUGUUAAUAGCCAUUAUGAUGUAAAAAGCCCUUCCCAUGUCUGGAUAUUUGCACAGUCAGUCAAAGAUCCUUGGGUUCUCUGCCUUUUCAGUUUUCUUAGACAAGAGAACUUACCAAAGCAUUGUCCUACAGCUCUUAGCUAUGCUUGGCCUUAUGCUUUUACAAGGCUACAGCUGGUUAUGCCAUUGGUUGAUCCAAACAGCCCUGUGAAUGCAAAGAAAACCAGUACAGCAAGCAGUGGAGAUCAUUAUGUAACUUUGUGGAGAAACUAUCUUAUUCUUUGCUUUGGAGUAGCAAAACCGAGUAUUAUGAGUCCUGGACAUCUGCGUGUUUCAACUCCAGAGAUCAUGGCUACCACACCUGACGGUACUGUUAGUUAUGAUAACAAGGCUAUAGGAACUCCAUCUGUUGGUGUACUGUUAAAACAACUUGUGCCUUUGAUGAGACUUGAAAGUAUAGAAAUUACUGAGUCACUUGUAUUGGGCUUUGGAAGAACAAAUUCUCUUGUUUUCAGGGAAUUAGUUGAAGAACUUCAUCCACUAAUGAAAGAAGCAUUAGAGAGAAGACCAGAGAAUAAGAAGCGACGUGAGCGACGAGAUCUGCUGCGGUUACAGCUACUGCGAAUUUUUGAAUUACUUGCCGAUGCUGGUGUGAUAAGUGAUAGUACGAAUGGAGCCUUGGAGCGGGAUACCUUAGCACUUGGAGCCUUGUUCUUAGAAUAUGUUGACCUGACCCGCAUGUUGUUGGAAGCUGAAAAUGAUAAAGAAGUUGAAAUUCUUAAAGACAUGAGAGCUCAUUUUAGUGCAAUGAUUGCUAACUUGAUUCAGUGUGUGCCAGUUCAUCAUAGGAGGUUUCUUUUCCCUCAACAAAGCUUGAGGCACCAUCUCUUCAUCUUGUUUAGUCAAUGGGCUGGACCUUUCAGUAUCAUGUUUACACCGCUGGAUCGUUACAGUGAUAGAAACCAUCAGAUUACGAGAUACCAGUAUUGUGCUUUAAAGGCAAUGUCAGCUGUACUAUGCUGCGGUCCAGUAUUUGACAAUGUGGGGCUCUCUCCUGAUGGCUAUCUGUACAAAUGGCUUGAUAAUAUUUUAGCUUGUCAAGACUUACGGGUUCAUCAGCUUGGCUAUGAAGUUGUCGUCUUGUUGCUGGAGUUAAAUCCUGACCAAGUAAACCUCUUCAACUGGGCUAUAGACAGGUGUUAUACUGGAUCAUACCAACUUGCUUCAGGAUGCUUCAAAGCCAUUGCAACUGUGUGUGGAAGCAGGAACUACCCUUUUGAUAUUGUGACACUUUUAAAUCUAGUCUUGUUUAAAGCAUCCGACACCAAUAGAGAGAUCUAUGAAAUUUCCAUGCAACUCAUGCAGAUUUUGGAGGCUAAGCUUUUUGUUUAUUCAAAGAAAGUUGCUGAGCAAAGACCUGGCAGUAUUCUUUAUGGGACUCAUGGUCCGUUGCCACCACUUUACAGCGUAUCAUUAGCUCAUCUGUCAUACGAACUGGCAAGAAUGUAUCCUGAGCUCACACUUCCAUUGUUUUCAGAAGUAAGUCAACGAUUCCCAACAACUCAUCCAAAUGGACGCCAGAUCAUGCUUACCUAUUUACUACCAUGGCUUCAUAACCUUGAACUUGUAGACAGCAGGCUUCUCCUCCCAGGUUCAAGUCCUAGCACCCCAGAGGAUGAAGUAAAGGACAAAGAAGGGGAAAUUGUCAUUUGCGGACUGAAAGGAAAUGGUUGGGGUUCUCCUGAAGCCACGUCACUAGUGCUUAAUAAUCUGAUGUAUAUGACUGCUAAGUAUGGAGAUGAAGUUCCUGGACCAGAAAUGGAGAAUGUCUGGAAUGCUUUAGCCAACAAUGAAAAAUGGAGCAACAACCUGAGAAUAACGUUGCAGUUUCUAAUAAGCUUAUGUGGGGUUAGCAGCGAUACCAUCCUUUUACCUUAUAUCAAAAAGGUUGCCAUCUAUUUGUGUCGGAACAAUACUAUUCAAACAAUGGAAGAACUUCUCUUUGAGCUGCAGCAGACAGAUCCAGUAAACCCCAUAGUUCAGCAUUGUGACAAUCCACCUUUCUAUCGUUUUACUGCCAGUAAUAAGGCCUCAGCUGCUGCAUCCGGAACCACAUCAAGCAGUAAUACUGUUGUAGCUGGUCAAGAUAGUUUCCCUGACAUUGAAGAGAACAGAAUUGUGAAAGACACAGAUGACAGGUUCAGCAAUGUGAUCAGAGCACAUAAUCGACUGGAAUCAAGAUACAGCAAUAGCUCUGGAGGAUCUUAUGAUGAUGACAAAAAUGAUCCUAUUUCUCCAUACACAAGCUGGCUGUUGAAUAUUGUGGAGAUGAAACAGCCACAACCUUUGCCAAUGCCAUUUAAUGGAGGGUGCUGGGCACCACUUGUUGACUACCUCCCAGAAACGAUUACACCACGGGGACCACUCCAUAGGUGCAAUAUCGCUGUCAUUUUCAUGACUGAGAUGGUAGUAGAUCACAGCGUAAGAGAAGACUGGGCGCUCCACCUCCCAUUAUUAUUGCAUGCGCUCUUCUUAGGUCUUGACCAUUACCGCCCUGAAGUCUUUGAGCACAGUAGAAAGCUGUUGCUCCAUCUUUUGAUUGCGCUAUCAUGCAACAGUAAUUUUCAAGCCAUUGCCUCAGUACUUCUUCAGACCAGAGAGAUGAAUGACACCAAGACCCUCACAGUGCAGUCAGCUUAUCUGCCUGAAUACUUCUAUACAGGUGGCUUUGACUUUCUGAGGGAGUAUCAGUCAUCUCCUGUGCCAGAUUCUGGCCUGAGCUCUAGCUCUACAUCCUCCAGUAUCAGCCUUGGAGGAAGCAGUGGGAACCUCCCACAGAUUACCCAAGAGAUAGAAGACAUCAACCCAGCUGUGGAGACAGAUGAAAAGGCAAACAAGCUGAUUGAAUUUCUAACCACCAGGGCAUUUGGUCCACUUUGGUGCCACGAAGAUAUUACUCCCAAGAACCAGACCACGAAGAGUGCAGAGCAACUUACCAAUUUCUUGCGCCAUGUUGUGUCUGUCUUUAAAGAUUCGAAGUCAGGUUUUCAUUUGGAGCAGCAUCUUAGUGAAAUUGCUUUGCAAACAGCCCUUUCCAGUUCCUCAAGACAUUACGCUGGCCGCUCUUUCCAGAUAUUUCGGGCUCUAAAACAGCCUCUUUCUGCACAUGCCUUGUCAGAUCUCCUUUCAAGAUUAGUAGAAGUUAUUGGAGAACAUGGAGAGGAGAUUCAGGGCUAUGUUAUGGAAGCACUUCUUACCUUAGAGGCUACUGUGGAUUAUCUGUACGACUGCCUGAAGAACAGUGAUCUCUUAACAGUUUUGUCUCGCUCAUCGUCACCAGACUUAACAUCAAGUUCAAAAUUGACUGCAAAUCGGAAGAGCACCGGACAGCUGAAUGUGAAUCCAGGAGCUGCAGGUAGCAACACAACUACCGCCGAGCGCAGCAGGCACCAGAGGAGCUUUUCUGUGCCAAAAAAGUUUGGUGAUGUGGACAGAUCCUCUGAUCCCCCUCGCAGUGCCACGCUGGACAGGAUACAGGCUUGCACCCAGCAGGGCCUCUCCUCCAAAACGAGGAGCUCCUCCUCUUUAAAAGACAGCCUCACGGACCCGAACAAUAUUAACAACCCAACAAACCUGUUGGCUACCAUCUUCUGGGUUGCUGUGGCUUUGAUGGAGUCUGAUUUUGAGUUUGAAUAUCUAAUGGCACUAAGGUUGCUAAAUAAGCUACUUGUUCAUUUGCCACUGGAUAAAGUGGAAAACAGAGAAAAAUUAGAAAAGCUACAAGGACAGCUGAAGUGGACGGAUUUCUCAGGACUCCAGCAACUGCUGCUUAAAGGUUUCACCUCCCUUACCACCACAGACCUUACACUACAGCUCUUCAGUUUGUUGACUCCAGUCUCACGAGUAUCCAUGGUGGACUCUUCCCAAGCUAUAGGAUUCCCGUUGAAUGUUUUAUGCCUCCUGCCUCAUUUAAUUCAACACUUUGAUGGCCCAAAUCAGUUCUGCAAGGAUAUAGCAGAGAGGAUUGCUCAGGUCUGUCUAGAAGAAAAAAACCCCAAGCUGUCAAAUCUUGCACAUGUCAUGACUCUUUAUAAAACACACAGCUACACAAGAGAUUGUGCAACCUGGGUAAAUGUUGUUUGCCGUUACCUUCAUGAAGCAUUUGCUGACAUUACUCUGAACAUGGUUACUUAUUUGGCUGAGUUACUGGAAAAGGGGCUUCCCAGCAUGCAGCAAUCACUUUUGCAGAUAAUCUAUAGUCUUCUUAGUUAUAUGGAUCUCUCAGGCAUUCCUGUAAAACAGUUUAACAUGGAAGUGUUAAAGACCAUUGAAAAAUAUGUACAGAGCAUUCACUGGCGAGAAGCCCUGAAUAUACUAAAGUUGGUAGUUUCACGCUCAGCAAGCCUGGUUUUACCCUCCUACCAGCACAGUGAACUUUCAAAAAUGGAAAUACAUCGUGUAUGGAACAAUGCUUCCAAGGAACUGCCUGGAAAAACUUUGGAGUUUCAUUUUGAUAUUUCUGAGACUCCAAUUAUUGGGAGACGAUAUGAUGAGCUACAGAGUUCUUCAGGCCGGGAUGGAAAGCCCAGAAUAAUGCCUGUCACUCGUAGUACUUCUUCAACAUCUUCUGGAUCUAACUCUAACGUCCUUGUUCCUGUUAGCUGGAAGAGGCCUCAGUAUUCCCAGAAAAGAACAAAAGAAAAAUUAGUGCAUGUUCUUACUCUUUGUGGUCAAGAAGUUGGCCUGAGCAAAAACCCUUCGGUAAUUUUUUCUUCAUGUGGAGAUUUGGAUCUAAUUGAGCACCAGACAAGCCUGGUGGCUUCAGAGGACGGAGCACGUGAGCACGAGAAUAUGGACGACUCAAACAGCGAGCAACAGUUCAGAGUCUUUAGGGAUUUCGAUUUCCUAGAUGUGGAGUUGGAAGAUGGGGAGGGUGAAAGCAUGGACAAUUUCAACUGGGGAGUACGCAGGCGUUCUCUUGAUAGUCUGGACAAGUGUGAUAUGCAACUUCUGGAAGAAAGCCAGCUUUCAGGAAGUACACCCAGCCUAAACAAAAUAAACCAUGAAGACUCUGAUGAGUCAUCGGAGGAGGAAGACCUAACGACAAGCCAGAUUCUGGAGCAAUCAGAGCUAAUCAUGACGCUUUCCCCUUCUGAGGACACCAACCACAUUGACUCACUUUCCACCCCAUGUGAUGCAGCUUCAUCAGCUGCACCUCCUUUCAGUUCAAGAACUUCUAGUUUCAACGCUUCUUUGCCUGAAGUGAAUAAUCUCCAGGUGUCUGAAGGUUCAAAGACUGAAGGUGGCCAAGAAGAAGAGGAUACCUCCGUACAGGAGGAUGAUCUCUCUGGCUCUACCAAUGAACUCCCAGCAGCUUUUGAAUACAGUGAUAGUUUUAGCCUAGAUAUGACAGAAACUGAAGAAAAAGGUGACAGGCUGCUGGAUCAAUAUGCACUUGCCAGUUUUGGUGAUGGCGACAGGAAUGUUUCACCUCCCCCUUCCCCCUUCUUUUCCGCUAUCCUGGCUGCAUUUCAACCAGCUGCAUGUGAUGAUGCAGAAGAAGCCUGGCGUAGCCAUAUGAACCAGCUCAUGUGUGACGCUGAUGGCUCCUGUGCAGUAUAUACUUUUCAUGUGUUCUCUUCCCUGUUUAAGAAUAUUCAGAAAAGGUUCUGCUUUCUGACUUGUGAUGCUGCCAGCUACCUAGGGGACAAUCUGCGAGGAAUAGGCUCAAAGUUUGUGAGCUCGUCACAGAUGCUGACGUCAUGUUCAGAAUGCCCGACCCUUUUUGUAGAUGCUGAAACUCUUCUCUCUUGCGGACUUCUUGAGAAAUUAAAAUUCAGUGUCUUAGAACUGCAAGAAUAUUUGGACACAUAUAACAACAGGAAAGAAGCAACACUUUCUUGGCUGGCAAACUGCAAGGCAACAUUUGCUGGGGGUUCAAGAGAUGGCGUUAUUACCUGUCAGCCAGGAGACUCAGAGGAAAAGCAAAUGGAAUCUCUUGCACAAUUGGAACUGUGCCAGAGAUUAUAUAAGCUGCACUUCCAGUUGUUGUUGCUUUUUCAGUCGUACUGUAAACUCAUCGGACAAGUGCACGAAGUUAGUACAAUGCCAGAGCUACUGAAUAUGUCACGAGAGCUGAGUGAGUUAAAGAAGAACCUUAAGGAAGCUAAUGCUGCCAUUGCAAUGGAACCAUUGAUUAUAGAGUGCGGUGCCUCUGAACCCAUGUUCACUUCUACAGAAGUAGCCAUUCAGUCCAUGCUGGAGUGUCUGAAAAACAAUGAGCUUGGAAAAGCUCUACACCAAAUAAGGGAAUGCAGGAGUUUAUGGCCCAAUGACAUUUUUGGAAGCAGUUCCGACGAUGAGGUCCAAACCCUACUGAAUAUUUACUUCCGGCACCAAACACUGGGGCAGUCCGGCACUUACGCACUGGUGGGCUCCAACCAAAGCCUGACAGAAAUCUGUACUAAACUGAUGGAGCUGAAUAUAGAGAUCCGGGACAUGAUCCGGAGGGCUCAGAGUUACCGAGUCAUCAAUACUUUUCUUCCAGAUUCCAAUGUUUCUGGCACAAGUCUCUGACAAAAGUCUUGUGCCCUCUUUCCCAUUCAAGUUGGGAUUGCUUCCAUGCUGGGCUGAGGUGGCUCAGUGCCUCCUCAGUCUUAGAAAGACUUGGUCAAGUUGUAGUCAGUCUUGUUACCUUGACAACAUUUUCCAAGAAGAGUUGGGCAGAGUUUUCAAUGUGUAGCAAUACUGUGACGAAGGUAACAUAGAAUCCUUCGUUUUGAGCUGCACACACAGAAUGCAUUUCACUGGGCAACUGCAAUUCACUACUGAAGUGACUUCCAUACAUACCAAAGACUACUACACUGAACCGGACUUCCUUUCUAGAAAAGUAAUGUUAGGUUGGCAAAAGUGCAAUCUUUCCUUCACUUGAGGAUUUUUGUUUUUUAAUCUUGUACAUUUUUUUCCUUUGACCAAGUUUGAAAAAAUAGGCAGAAUGAAGCUAGUGACAGGACACUGAAAGACUGUCAGUUCAAAAGCUGAGAGCCUGUGUGUAUGAAAGAGAUUGUAAAGGACUACAGUUUAAUGUACACUGUAAUUUAAAUAGGAUUACUGUAUCUUUUGAGGAAAAAAACCCAAGCUGCUAUGAAGUACAUUUCCUGAUGUUGCUAGGCUACUGUCUUGGAAGGUACUACAUCCUGUUGCAAAAGGUCUGUUAUUAAGACCAAAGUACCUAUGAAUGGACAAGGAAGAUUUUUUUAAAAAAAGAUUUUGGCUGCUUUUUACUAGAGGGUUGCUUUUAUGAAUAUAUUUAUAUUACUUAAGGACGGCUGGUCUGGCAUAACUUGCCAUUUUGUAGGAAUACAUCACAUUGCUGAUUUAAAUUCUUUUGAGCUGCCUCGCAUGUAUUUGGAAUUUAACAUAUAUUUGGAUUUUAACAGUGAAAAUAUUAAGUACAAUUCAAAUUUGUUUUUCAUUUCUUAAAGAGUUUUCUUUGUAAUAUAUGUAAGUUCCCUUGAUUUUUUUUCUUGCACUUACUGCUGUCAAAUGUUAAAUGAGUGCAUGAAAAUCUUUUGCACAUUUGAGACACUUUUAUUCCAGCAUAUUCUCUGUCACUUACUCACUCUGUAAAUACACUUAAAAGGUUUUUGUGAAGUACAUUUUGGUUGAUAUUUUGAUCAGAAAGGAUCAUCUAACUAAAAUAUAAAGGUCAUUAUAAUAUAUAUACCUAUA
This is a messenger RNA of Elgaria multicarinata webbii, 10741 nucleotides long. RefSeq names its product FRY microtubule binding protein (gene FRY). The transcript is spliced from 62 exons. The coding region runs from base 401 to 9586 and encodes 3061 amino acids. The record is from RefSeq and is a predicted model, not a curated record. NCBI's taxonomy places the organism in Eukaryota, Metazoa, Chordata, Lepidosauria, Squamata, Anguidae. Gene Ontology annotation, cellular component: site of polarized growth; cell cortex. Gene Ontology annotation, biological process: neuron projection development; cell morphogenesis.